This is a messenger RNA of Purpureocillium lilacinum, 2160 nucleotides long. RefSeq lists its product as uncharacterized. Gene Ontology annotation, cellular component: membrane. NCBI's taxonomy places the organism in Eukaryota, Fungi, Ascomycota, Sordariomycetes, Hypocreales, Ophiocordycipitaceae. The record is from RefSeq and is a predicted model, not a curated record.
AUGGCAGACAUUAUGAGCGCGUCAGUGCCCGUCGGCUCCAUCAUCUUCUCCGUAUUCGCCCUCCUCAUCAUCUCCGUCGCCGUCCUCCUGAUCCUGCGCCACUACCUCCCGCUGCGCACCACGCCCGCCUUCUACCUCGUACCCAUCUUCUUCGCGCUAUGGCUACCCCUCGUCGCCAUCAUAUUGGUCCCCAUAGACCUGGCGACGAGCGCCGCCACUGAUGACGAGGCGACGCGCGGGAUCUGGCUCCCGCAAAGGGUGGUCCUGGUCUCCUGGCGCAUCACAUACUGGCUUACCUUUGUCCUAACAUGGUUCAUACUCCCCAUCCUUGCCGAAUAUUCCGACGCCGGAUACCGCGAGCCCAACGACAAGCUGCGAUACUCGUUGCGCCAAAAUGCCCAAUUUUACGCCAUCGUCGCUGCGGCAAGCAUCGUGGGCCUCGUCUACGUCGCAAUCGCAUACCGCCUCACAUUCGAUUUGCUGAAAGGUCUCGUCAUGGCGCUUGCGUAUUGCUGGGGCUUAUUCCUCGCCAUCUAUCUCAUGGGCCACGGGCUGGUGUCCAUCCCGAGACAGCUCAUCCGCAGCGCGAGCAUCAGUGGCCAGCUACGCCGCUUGCAGAGCCGCGCGCCGAACGCCUACGAGAAGAUGGAAGACGCGCUCGUCACCCUCCAGGAGAUUGAGCUCCAGGUCAGGGAGCUAGGCCGGCGAAAAACGGGCACCGCCAUGGACUUCCAGGACUGGAUCGAGGAGCUGCAAGACCUCGCCAACGUUCCACUCAAUCAACCGCCAUCCUCUAUCGCGUCUUUGACGUCGCACGACCGCAUCAUUCCUACGGUCAUCACCGAAAAAUACUUGGCCGACCUGACGCGAAAGCUCGUUCGCGCACGGCAUGCCCGGUCACGCUACGUGGAUGAGUGGGAUCGACUAGUGCACGAGGCGUCGGAAAUGCAGACGAUUCUCGACUCGGCGGCCUCCAAGAAACUGGACUUCGGUAGCGCUUCACCCAAUUCUGGAUUCUGGGAGACGACGACAAUGUUGACGCCGUACACCCGAUACCUCUGCUACUAUCACAUCUUUCCAUAUGCACGCUUGGGGCUGGGCUUUUUCCUGGCUGCAGCCUCCGCCUGCAUCGUAUGGUCCGAGUUCGUCAAGUUCCCCUUCCCAAUGCUCUCGGUUGUUCGUCUUAGCGUCAUUCAUCACUGGGUGGGAAAUAAGGCGCAGGUUGGCUUCGCUGGCCAGAUGAUCUCGGCCUUUUGGAUCUGCUAUAUGUGCGCCGCCGCUCUUACCUCCAUGACCGAGGUCAAGGUCUGGCGCGGGCGGGCGCUCGUCAAGCGCAACACGGCGCACGAGGCCGCAUUCUGGUACGCCACGCAGGUGGCCAAGCUCUGCGUACCGCUGUCGUACAACUUCUUGACGCUUCUCACGUCCGAGGUGUACAAGAAGACGACCUUUUACAAUUUUCUCGGCAGGCUGAUCAAUGUUACGGAUCUCGGACGGUGGUUCGAUAACCUCUUCCCCAUCGUCGUCCUGGUCCCUGUCGUCGCGACGCUCUUCGGCGUCUACGGCAAGGUCAAGCGAUUCUUCGUGGGCAUCGACAUCAUCGACGAGGAGGACGGCAACCCGUCCAAUUACGGCACCGGGUCCUGGCGCGAAGGUCGCGACUUGAUCGAGCGAGAGCUAGGCGGCAAUUCUCUGCUUCGGCGCCGCGAGGACGCCAUCGCCAGGCUCUCUGGCGCUGGUGCUGGUGGUGCUGGUGGCGGCAGCGCCGCCGGUCGCUCCGCUCCCGUCCUGUCUGUCCCCGCCGUGAGGGACUCGGCCGCCUCCCCUGCACGCUCCCCGGUGCGCUCCUCGACCAACCCGCGUCGCAACCUGGGCCAGGGCUCGGCGCGCGUGCCUUUCUCCGACGAGCCGCCCGAGGACGACAACAUCUUCCAGAUCAUCGGCCACCGCAUGAAGAACACCAUGGACACUAUCGAGACGCCAAAGUGGAUGCAAGACUUCGGCAGCGGCAUCAAGAAGCCCAAGUGGAUGGGCGGCGGCGGAGGUGGCGACGACAGCGGGGCUGCCGGCCAGGGCGGCGGCGGCGACAUCAGGAGGUGGUUCGGGGGUGGUGGUGGCGGUGGCAGCAACGGCGGUGGCGGUGGGCAGAUCCGUAUCUGA